AUGGCUGAAGAAAUUGACUUUAACGAUGCCCUCGACAGUAUAGUGUUAAUUGAAAAUUCUUUAUGCAAGGAAAGUUACGACGAAGGAUACAAAAUUGGUUAUGAAGCUGGAAAUCCUGAAGGUUAUCAUUUAGGCUACCACAGAGGUGCUGAACUGGGUAGAAAAUUAGGAUACUACUUUGGCGUUGUUACGAAGCACAUAGAAAACAAAGAUUCUCUGUCUAUCCCUGAAAAAGUUUUGAAGCAGUUGGAAAAAGUACGAGAUUUAAUAAACUCAUUUCCACAGACAAAUUCAGAGGAUCAUGAUAUUCUGAAUUUGGCAGAGAACAUACGAGCCCAGUAUAAGAGAGCUUGUGCAUUACUAAGGAUUCCAUCUAGUAAUCCUUAUGACACUGAAGUUUCUUUUUAA
Danaus chrysippus (African queen) is the source of this 408-nucleotide messenger RNA. Lineage: Eukaryota; Metazoa; Arthropoda; Insecta; Lepidoptera; Nymphalidae. The record is from the annotation of a GenBank genome assembly.